Molecule: messenger RNA, 2029 nt
Organism: Acanthoscelides obtectus
Lineage: Eukaryota; Metazoa; Arthropoda; Insecta; Coleoptera; Chrysomelidae
Source: the annotation of a GenBank genome assembly
GUUGGUUUUGACUUUUGACAGUUCAUUAAAAACAAGAGCAAGAGCAUUCAACCCAUUCAACUUUCAAAUAAGCUCGCCGCGCUCAUGGCUUUUUUAACGGAAAAUCGGCAAAAAUUGAUACGAAAAUAAAGAAUACAACUAUCUAUGCAUUUAGGAAACUAAGGAGAAAACCGAAGGACAAUUUCCGAUCGAGGUAGGUUAGAAUAAUGGACCGAAGCCCUGCCACGGUCACCUACAAGGACCUACUACUCGGGAAACUUUCGUACUCCGUCAUCUGUAGUGUAUUAUCACAACUAGUCCUCCUACAAGUAUAUAUAUUCUUUACAAACACAAAUAUCUUCCAUCCUCAACAGUGGAUUCGAUCAACAUUUGCAGUCUUUGCUUCAGUCAGUACAUGGCUCUAUGUUAUACCAUUUGUCUCAAUAAUAUUUGCACAAUCCAUAAUUUGUGCUAAGGACUAUGUGUUAAAGCAAGAAUAUUGUUCAACAAGAUUCCAGAGCUUUUUGUCGGUUUUAUCAAUCAGGAAUUUUGUUCUUUUGAUAUUAAAUGUUGUUAUAGGGGCAACUUUAGUAUGGCUUUUUUCAUCUUUAGGGGGAGGGCAUUACCAGAGUUUAACAAGAAACUGUAACAAGCUUCAUUAUUGUUUGAAUGAAGGUUCAUUUAUGCUUAUUAUCAGUGGCAUAUGGAGUGGACUUUAUUACUUUACAAAAAUUUAUGUAUCUAAAAAACAUCUAUCUUUUCCUGUGAUACAUCAAAGAAAGUUACUACAGUUUAAAGCUCAACUGGUACCUUUACUAAAGGAAAGUAUUAUAUCUUCAUUUUGGCCAACAUUUUACUUUGUUAUAAUAUACAUGUUUUGGGGAGAGUCUCUUGCAGAUAGCUUCAGAAACAUGUUUAGUCUGCUCAAAGAAAAAGACUGUUACAUUGGAAUACAAGCGUAUUUUUGCAUGUGGAUUUUUGCAGCACUAUAUAACUUCAACAUGAAUCUAAUGCAAUUCUUUUUUAAUUUAUUCCUAACAGAACCUGUCGAGUUUCCAAUGCAACAUGUACCAAAUUCACUCUGUCUUCAAGAAUGCCUAAAUGUGUCAGAAUGGCCCAUAAUUCAAAACUUAGCUUGUUAUGAUUUGAACAAUUUGGCAUUGAAUUCAAAAUCUCGCAGACAAGUGUUUUUUACACUAUCUCAACCAGGAGGUCAUCCUCACAACUGGAAUCAUUUAGUAGAAAAUGUUCUGAAACUCUUCCAAGAAUAUACUAAUCAAAUAGAUAAAUCUGCAGUUGUAACAGAAAAUAUGCCAAAAGCUGCUUUACAACCUCAAAAUUUGUUCCAACACAACUAUCCAGCAAUAAAAAGUGCUAUAAAAUCUCCAGAGAGGUAUCAGAACUUCCGUAACAUGUCUUUGAUGUACAACACAGGUUUAGAUGAAGAAAUAACAGUUGAGAUAACUCGCGUUCCAAUAAAUUGGAAUCUGAUACAGAACCUAAUAGACAAAAUUAAGCAAAAAGUUAACAGUGCCAUCUCUGUUAUCAAAAUACUCUUAGGUAUAAAUUUUUUAUUUGGAGAGUUACCACAAGCAAACAUCCAAACAUGCUUAGCAAAUGGGUAUGUAAUAAUUUGGGCCAGUCAAGGAAUCUCAGAUAUAGUUUGUGCAUCUCUUGUAGAAGACCAGUAUGGAAUCGUACAAAAAGAUUUGCCAGCUAUUAUCAAUACAUUGGUGCAGUUGAAACAUGCUUUAGAUAAGUUAAAUAAAAUUCCUGCUUUAACUAGAAAAAUGGCAGGAUACAAUGACUUUAACUUCAAAAUGAAGAAUGCUGUCAACUAUGCUGUAAGAAGGAGUUUGUUCAAUAUAUGUAAGACAUUUGGAAAAUAUUUGAAUGAUUUACCAUUGAGUAAAGACACUGUCUUCUAUCUGCAGACUUUGUACAGGGUUUAGGCAUUGGUUUAGGAUAGUAUCGGUAUGUAAUUUAUUAAACGUGUUUUUCACAAUGUUUCCUAUUGAUAUAAAAAUAAAGUUUGAUUUUUAAAGUAACA